Molecule: messenger RNA, 474 nt
Organism: Dicrocoelium dendriticum
Lineage: Eukaryota; Metazoa; Platyhelminthes; Trematoda; Plagiorchiida; Dicrocoeliidae
Source: the annotation of a GenBank genome assembly
AUGGAGGGAGAGUAUCGGAAGUAUAACUCGAAUUCCGGCUUCGUUGAUGAACAGCUGCGAAAUACUCCUCAGGCAUUCAGCCAUUUCACUUUCGAGCGAUCUGGCCAUCGUCUUCUCGUCGUGGAUAUUCAAGGCGUGGGUGACCUGUAUACCGAUCCACAGAUUCACACAUCCGACGGCGUUGGCUACAGUGAUGGCAAUCUCGGCCCUCGUGGAAUGGCCCUCUUCUUUCACAGUCAUCGAUGUAACCCUUUGUGUGAAUAUUUGGGCUUAACCAAGUUCGAUUUAUCUCACACUGAAUUGACAACGCAGAUGCUGCAUUCACACAAGCAAGUCGAGGGGGAUGCACCUCAUUCCCCAAAGGAGGAAUCUUCCGAUGAGGUGAAGGAUAGUGAUCUCCCUUACGUUGAAGCGUCAGGGGUUAAACAACACCCUCAGUUGAAAUUAUCCCCGGAUGUGGUAAAGGCCAUCAAA